Molecule: messenger RNA, 1113 nt
Organism: Cicer arietinum (chickpea)
Lineage: Eukaryota; Viridiplantae; Streptophyta; Magnoliopsida; Fabales; Fabaceae
Biological process (GO): cellular response to iron ion starvation; positive regulation of transcription by RNA polymerase II
Molecular function (GO): DNA-binding transcription factor activity, RNA polymerase II-specific
Source: RefSeq, a predicted model, not a curated record
AUGAAUGACAGAGUUGAACCUGUUAUGAUUGAUUUGACUGAUGUGUUUACCACCGGCAUGAUGUUUGAUACACGAGAUGAUUUAUUGAAAUGGGCUAGAAAUGUUGGAAGGGAAAAUGGAAUUGUCGUUGUCAUUUUUAGAUCUGAAACUGCGACAGCACGACCAAGAACAAAGACAAAAUUAAUUAUUGGUUGUGAAAAAAGUGGUAAAUAUAGACCUUGGAAGAAUCCUAAUCUUAAGAGGAGUACUUGGACUAGAAAAUGUGAAUGUCCACUUAGAUUUAGAGGAACACGAUCAAGUGUUGGUGAGAGAUGGUAUUUGCAUGUAAUGUGUGGUCUCCAUAACCACGAAUUGGCCAAAAAACUGAUUGGUCAUUCUUUCUUAGGCCGAUUGUCUCAAGACGAGAAAAAUGUACUUGGUGAUAUGACGAAGAACUUGGUAAAAUCAAAAAACAUUUUAAUGACACUAAGGGAUCAUAACGUUGAAAGUUUGACGACAAUAAAACAAGUUCACAAUGCACGUCUAGCAUAUCGUUCAUCACUUAUAGGUAAUAGAACAAAAAUGCAACAUCUUUUGAUAUUGAUGGAACGCGACAAAUAUGUCUAUCGAUAUAGAAAGGUAGAUGGUUCAGAUGAGUUGAGAGACAUAUUUUGGGUCUAUCCAGAUGCUAUCACUCUUAUUAUUGGUGUUACAUCUACUGAAAUGACAUUUUGUGUGAGAUUUGCAUAUCUACAGUCUGAGCGUGCUGAUAACUUCACGUGGGCACUACAAAUGUGGUUAAUUCCUCACAAGGAAAGGUUUGUUGAGGCGUGGACAAAUAGUGUUAUGCACUUUGGGAACACCACAACACAAAGGGUUGAGUCAGCGCAUUGGAGUUUGAAAAGGAUAUUACAAGAUAAUAUUGGUGAUAUAUGCAAUGUUUGGGAAAACAUCAAUAACAUGAUUGUAUUACAACACAAUAAUGUAAUAACAUCAUUUGAAAAUGGCAUCAUUCAAAAGGUGCAUCGAUAUAUUAAUAGAUUAUAUGCCAAUAUACGCGGUGUUGUGUCCAAAAAUGCAAUAGAUCACAUUGCGGCAGAGUAUGAUCGCAUGAAGUAUGUAGGUAUUGAUUAG